AUGAGCAACCCCGCAGACACGACGGCCCCCAAGGUCGCCAACUUGGUCGGCAGCUACAAGCGCUACAAAUCUGACAUAGAUUGCGUCAUCAGAUGGCUAAUCAGGAUAGGGGACGAACAAGAAGAUUUCGUCAAAAUGGCAAAGUCGGACCCCAAGAAGGAUAACACGGUCAGCGUCACCCUCGACGCCUUCAACCUCGACUUCGUGGCCGAAAUGGUUACCCAGCGUGGGAUCCACGUUCCUCCCACAAUUCUUGGAAAGAUGAAACGAGCACUAUCACUGCGGAAGCGCUGCGGCAUUUGUGGCGAAAACCUCCACGCAUGGCUACGCAACCAAUAUGCCGCUCUAGCGACUGAGGAUACGCAACCCGCAUCUAAUGCGCAGUCGGGAGAUCACGACUCGAUACAGUAUGAGAUUGAAGAACUUGAUUUCUACAACGACAUGGGGCGUCUAGAAGGAAAACGUCCUAACCUUCGUUCGCUCCUGGCUCCCAGAACUUUCCACAUCUUCUGCUUGUUCGAUGACUUGCAAAAUAUCAGGGCAUUCAUACGCGAGAGCUGGUCAGAAUACCUCAAUGGAAAGAUCGAUCUCAUGAAUGCCGCCGUCGUCACAAACACUGCUUUGAAGCUUGCAAGAGGCUUGAUAGCAGAAUUUGAAUUCGAAUGCAGGGAACCGAAGCCGGGGUCGCAGAUAGCACAGCUUCGCAUCUACAACUUGGUUGCGAGAACACGCGGGAAAGACCCCUGGGAACUCGAGUUGGAAGAUGUCGCAACCUGGUGUUAUCUCCCAACUAAAUUGAUGUUGUUUGGCUACGGGGAACUUGUGCUGCCCGACGAGCCAGAAGUUUCUGAACUUUUUCUCCCAUACUUCAAGAACAAACUGUCCAACACGCAUAAGAUGGAGAACAGACGAGAGUCUAUGUUAGCUCUUGAUCGCCUCAACGAAGAUCAAGCCAUUCUUCACCAAUGCCUAGAAGUGUUCAGCUUUUUGGUAGGAAUGAACCCUUCAUUCCCUGUCCUAGACGAAAUCACCAAAUGUCUUGGUCAUUUCACGCAGGAUAGAAGGCCGUUGUUAUGGUUCUCGUUUGUGGCUCAGAUAUUCCUUGAUGUUUAUCAUACGCUGCCGCAUGACCAGGCGCAGCCGCACAAAAGUACGAAGGCGUUUGGGGAUCUUAAAUUUUCUGCUCUUCGUGUCAAAAAGAUUACUGAAGAGCAUUGGAAGUUCUCCAAGUCUCUUCCAGAAGUCUCUUUCUGGCCAAAGAAUUGCUAUGGCGCUGCCUACAUCCAGAGCAUUUAUGACAAUGUGCAGUGGCUUAUCAUCGACGACGGUGUGUGGGAGAAGAAGAAAGAAAAGUACCAAGAGAAGUACUGGUCUACCUUCGAGAAGCAUGAGCACUUCAAGCGAAAUCCUGUUCUCUGCGGCCUGAUGAUGUUUGUGAUCAAUAUCCGGACGGAAUCUAUUGGCUAUCAUUACAUCAAUAAGUGGUCCACCGGCAUUCAGCUAGCCCAUCUAUACAAUCUGGUUCAGCGCACCACGGCCAAGUGUCCAGCAUGGCCCGAUAUGAAGAUCUUCAUUGGGGUCUACGGGGAACAGGAUAUAUUCAUGGGUGCGAGGCCCAACACAGUCUCACAGUCAUCGAAGAGCUUUGAAAUGGCAUCUAAAAGAAAUCCCGCGGAGGUUGUAGUAUCAAACGCCGGUACCGGAAACAUGUUGCUAAAUGAGUACUGUGGAUGCCGCCCAACUGUGCUAAACGUCCCGAGUAUCAGCUGGCUCCUAGCUGAGAUUGAGAACUUCAGUUUGGCAACGAAACAUGGCCUCGCAAAGACAUCCAUCUCACUCCAACGGAAAGCGUGGGAAACCUCCCACGAGAUUGGGAGGUUGCAAUUCCUGCAAGCUAUCAAGGACGCGAUGGUUUGUGAAGAGCCCCGCAUAAAUUUCAACUACUUUGGCCUGCACCAACGCUGCAUCGAGUUGAUGCGUCUGAUCAGGGACAAAAAUCCCCGCAGAUUCGUAUGGCCGGGCGGCGACAAAGAUAUGGAUGACACACACAUCGGCAUUAUGGUUGAAUGGAUCCUUGGGUCAACCCUCUUCGGUGUUACGGACGUAAUGAAACAGUACCUGGCAAAGAAUGGCGACGUAGCUUGCCGGCAGCUGAGAGCGUUUUCUAAGGCUUAUAAGAACGACCAGGCAGAUAUGGUUUUGGAAGAUGCAAAGAGGUAUACGUAUUGGAGAUGUCUAGAAGACGUGAUUGACCGAGACGUUUUUGCAUUGAUGACUGGUAUGAGUACUAGGUCAGACUGGGGAAGAGACGCUCGGAAGGAGGCGUAAGAGGAAACUAGUCAUUCCCCAGCGGAGAAUGCCUAAGAGACAUCACUAGCUCGAUGAUGCACU
Mytilinidion resinicola is the source of this 2391-nucleotide messenger RNA. RefSeq lists its product as uncharacterized. NCBI's taxonomy places the organism in Eukaryota, Fungi, Ascomycota, Dothideomycetes, Mytilinidiales, Mytilinidiaceae. Bases 1 to 2328 code for a protein of 775 amino acids. The transcript has 2 exons. The record is from RefSeq and is a predicted model, not a curated record.